CUGUGGUAUUCAUGCUCCUGUUAAACAUGGGAUAUUUUAAAAUCCUUCUGUUUUGUUUUCUAAUUUCUGCAUUAACAGCUCUUCAGCAGGAUGUUCAGGGGAGAGUUGGAGAUGACGUCACUCUCCAGUGUCAGAUUUCAACAGAAGAAAUAAUCUCAGUGCUGAAGUGGAGCAGAGCUGACCUGAACACAGACGGCUACGUCUACUUUUACAGGAACAAACGCUCCUAUGAAAAUUACCAACAUCCAUCUUUUCAUGGCCGAGUGAAGCUGAGGGACCCGGAGAUGAAGGAUGGAGAUGUUUCUCUGAUCCUGAUGAAUGUUACAUUUAAUGACACUGGGAUGUAUGAGUGUCACAUAGCAGUGAGGAAAUCUGGGAGAAGUAAAAGAGUUCACACAGAGAUCAGUCACUUCAUUAACCUCACAGUUACAGCUGAAAGACAUGAAAGCGUGUCGGAGAAACAAGUGAUGGAAAAAGGAGAUGGAAACAUGCAUGAUGCUGAAAGGAUUCUAACAGACCAAGAAAUCACAGCUGUAUCUGGACAGAACGUCCCUCUGACAUGUCGAGUUCCAAACAACAACGGUGAGACUGUAGAGUGGAGCAGAGCUGACCUGAGAGAUAAAUAUGUCUUAGUGUUGAAAAACAAGAAGCCCAAAGAAGAUGAUCAGGAUCCAUCCUUUGAGAACCGGGUGGCUCUGCAGGACAAAGAGAUGAAGGAUGGAAAUGUGUCUCUGAUUCUGUACAAUGUGACGGCUGCUGAUAAUGGAACAUAUGAGUGUCGUGUCUUAAUGGAGGAAACACAAUCAUUGGAUCUCAUCUGCAGCAUAACACUGAGUGUUGUUGAUCCUCCAGGUGAGUGA
Molecule: messenger RNA, 860 nt
Organism: Maylandia zebra (zebra mbuna)
Lineage: Eukaryota; Metazoa; Chordata; Actinopteri; Cichliformes; Cichlidae
Source: RefSeq, a predicted model, not a curated record